CUCUUAUCAUUUUUGCGACCACGAGGAUCAAACUGGUGAAGAUGACUAUACUCGCGACUCAACUUAUCAGGGUAUUUCCUGGAGCAAUGAUAAUCCAGGUGGUCAGGAAAGCUGCAGCGCAUCGCAGCUACCGAAUCUACCCCGAGAUGAACUCUUGAUGAGUCUCAAAGAGUACAAAUGGACCGUACAAGAUCACAGAAUGGAGGGACGACCAAC
Molecule: messenger RNA, 216 nt
Organism: Amoebophrya sp. A25
Lineage: Eukaryota; Dinophyceae; Syndiniales; Amoebophryaceae
Source: the annotation of a GenBank genome assembly